GGCUCAUGGCUGUGAUUACAAGCGAUGGGCGGUAGUUGGAUUGUUGGAAAGAUUCUCUUGCUCUCGUCUUCUCCUCACCAGUCACCCCUUUACACACUCCAUGAUUACUAUGUCUAUGUAAGUGAAGAAAGAGUCACGAGAGAGAGAGAGUAUAUGUAUUGUCUGAACAUGACAACUGAUCCAUCCAUUCAAUUUCCAAGUGGUCCAUAAAAACUUUACCUCCAUUGAUACCCAUCUCCCUAUCCUCCGCACCUUCCUUCAUUCUUCCCUCCCUGAGUCCCAAAAUUGCCAAAUAGCAAUGCUAGCGAAAGAAACCGGAUUCUUGUAAUUAAUCUGUCAUCGUCGUUGUUUGGUAUAGACUGAGCUUGAUUGGAACAGUUCUAGACGAACGAACAUGGCUAGUGUAGGAGGUUGGAGCAGAGAGGAGGAGAAGGCGUUCGAGACUGCAAUUGCGAUGCACUGGGCUUCUGACGACUCAAAAGACCGAUGGGAAAAGAUUGCUUCCAUGGUUCCAAGUAAGACUGUAGCCGAACUGAAGAAACACUACGAGGUUUUGGUCGAGGAUGUAGAUGCAAUUGAAUCGGGUCGAAUCCCGAUUCCCACUUACGUCAAGGAGGCGGCUGCCAACAGCAAAGAUCAGCACCUCUUUCUUGCUUCUGCUUCUGGGGCUGCUGAUAAGAGGUUGAACUGUAAUUUUGGAACUGGGUUUUCUGGGUUGGGCACUGAUUCAGGCGGGGGGCAAGGUGGGAAAGCCGGGUCUAGAUCAGACCAGGAGCGACGAAAAGGAAUUCCAUGGACAGAAGAAGAGCACAGGUUAUUCCUGCUUGGUCUCGACAAAUUCGGGAAAGGAGAUUGGAGAAGCAUAUCAAGGAACUUCGUCAUCUCCAGGACGCCUACUCAGGUGGCAAGCCAUGCUCAGAAGUAUUUCAUUCGCUUGAAUUCUAUGAACAGAGAUAGGAGGAGAUCCAGCAUCCACGACAUUACCAGCGUUAACAGUGGAGAUGUCUCAUCACCCCAAGCUCCCAUUACUGGACAACAACCGCAUAACACUGCCGCCGCAGCCGCAGCGCCGGCGUCCGCCAAGCAUCGGCCCCCUCAACCCAACAUGCCGGGUGUAGGUAUGUAUGGACCUCCAAUAGGCCAGCCGGUUGCCGCACCGCCCCAUAUGGUUUCAGCUGUUGGGACUCCAGUUAUGCUUCCUCCCGGGCACCAUCCCCCCUACAUGGUCCCAAUGGCGUAUCCGGUGGCGCCGCCCACACUGCACCAAUAGCAGCUCCUUGCUGCAUCCAACCUGUGAAUCUACCACUGUUUGGCUCCCCCACAUCUGAUGAGAGGAAUCUCCUAUCCAAUAUGAGCUUCACUUGAUUAAGGAAUGAUGGUGAAGACCAUGGAGCAAGGGCUGGGAGUGCUCACUGCUCAGCUCUUCCAUCAGGAAGCACCAGUAGAACUGUUCUCUCUCUCUCUCUCUCUCUCUCCCCCCACAUUGAAUUAUGCAGUCCUGUUCACUGGAUAUCUCUACUUUCCAAAUGAAUCUAAUUCAUUACGUAGAGCUCCUGGACUCAUAAUGUUUGUCACUUCCUUUACUAAAUCUUGUAAAUUUGUAGGGGAAGGGGGAUUUUGACAUCAUCUAGCUAUCUUCAAGCUGGUUUGAGCCUUUAUGAUUUUAACUAAUCAGAUAUUCAGAUUUAAACA
This is a messenger RNA of Nelumbo nucifera (sacred lotus), 1692 nucleotides long. RefSeq names its product transcription factor MYBS1-like. The record is from RefSeq and is a predicted model, not a curated record. Lineage: Eukaryota; Viridiplantae; Streptophyta; Magnoliopsida; Proteales; Nelumbonaceae. Gene Ontology annotation, molecular function: DNA binding.